UAUAAACCAUGCAAAUUAACAUCAUCUAGUUUUUUCCAAGUUGUGUAUGUAGAAAUAAAAAUAAUUCAAUAAUAUUUGAUGUCAAACGUACCUGGAUUGUUUCUAAAACUUGUGAGUAGUAAUCUUGACAUAGUCCAAAUUAAUAUCAAAUUCAUGCUAUCAUGCACCUUACCCUAGAUAGUGUACGGCUGUUUUUUAUAACUUUUUUCUUAUUUUUUACAGCUGCAUGGAUUUUACAGAAGUUUCCAGAAAGCUACAAAGAAAAAGAAAUCCUGAAGUCUGUGCCAAGUUUUGCGUAUCCCUGUGAAUUCAACAACAAUACUGUUCAACAUUUUUCUUUUGUCCUGACAAAUAUCGAUAGUAAGUGGACAUUUGGCUUUUGUCGCCACACCCCUAAUUCUCCUACAUGUCAUGUUUUAUUGAGUGCUCUACCUUGGCAUGAAACAUUUUAUGCAGUUUUGAAUAACAUUGUGGAUCUAGCAAACAGAGAAGAAGCUGGAGAUUUAUGGCGAUUCCUUGAAGCUAUGUAUCACGUUAUUGUUCCUGAGCCUGGUUAUCAACUUCAUGUUGUUUACAAUGAUGGAACAAAGAAAUUUGUCACUCAGUGUCCAGACCAUCACAAGUUGCCCAGUGUUCCAGGAAAUAGGAAUUUAACUGAGUACGUUAAUGCCAUUGAUGUUACAAACAUGAUGGUUAUUUUUGCAAGUAUGCUUCAUGAACGUCGUAUACUUAUCACUUCAAACAAGUUGAAUCGUUUAAGCUCCUGUGUCCAAGCUGCUAAUGCUUUGAUAUACCCGAUGAAUUGGCAACACAUUUUUAUACCAGUCUUACCUAAUCAUCUCCUAGAUUAUCUGAGGUACAAUGAUGUAAUAUUCAUAUCUUAUAAUGCUUUGUUUCAUGGACUAUAUUCUUGGUUCCAGAGGGUGAAGCAUGCUGAACUAGGAGAACUAGUUAUCUUGAAUGCUGACAGCAACAAAAUAGAAACACCUUUUGAUGACCUUCAAACUCUACCUCCAGAAAUAGUGUCUAAUUUGAAGAGAAAUCUCCGGAAUCCCAGCAACACUCUAGGUGAUGGAGUUGCACGAGCCUUUCUAAGAGCAUUAGUACAGUUGAUUGGAGGUUACAGAGAAGCUCUUAAAAUGAAAAUGGGAGAGAGAAUCAGCUUUGAUCCAGAUGCUUUCAUUCAGUCACGACCAAACUCGAUGCAGCAGUUCCUGGAGAAAAUGCUUCAUUUACAGAUCUUCCAGCAGUUUAUUGAAGAUCGUCUUGACCUACUGAACUCUGGACAAGGUUUCAGUGAUGAAUUUGAAUUUGAAGUAAAUACUUAUGAAGAUAAGAGCAGCAGCAAACUACGAAGUCAAUAUCGGGAAUGGGCCAUUACAAUGAAGAAAGAGGGAGGAGCUCUCUUAAAAACUGUUCGGACAAAGGUGAAAGACAAAAGCAAACGAGCCUAUAAAGACUUACGACUGAAAUUACAGGAUAUUCAGCAGCAAAAGGAAGUUAGUAUGCCCAUCAAGAGAGAGUCUUUAGCAAAAAGUGCACCAUCUAGUCCCAUAGCAUCUCGAAUCACACGAUCUCCUAAGACAAAGAACGGCAAGGUGAUAAAUUAUGUAAAGCCAACAAGUGCAGACUCAAAGGAGGAUGAAGACUUCUGUGAAAUUCAUGAAUCUAGAACCAGACAGUACAACUUAUUGAGUGUAGAUGAGCUAACGAAAGAUGAUGAUAAUGGUUUGUUAUCUGAUGAAGAAUCCACUUCCAACCUGAGCUUUCAGCCAAUCAACAUGGACUUCAUGGGUGAACUACAGGAUUUGUUAUUCCAGCGUUUUUCUUUAAACCCACCCGAGCAGUCCCCUGCUGCAAAACCACCUCCAGUUGAUCGGUCGCUCAAACCCCAGAAAAGCCUACCUGCAUCCCCUGUGAAACUUAACUCCUCAGAAGUUUUAAGACUUACUCCAAGACUUCCAGCUCCUUUACCUCCUCCCAGAACAAAGCGUAAGACAGUUCAAACAUCCUGUAACAGAAGUUUUUUAACAGCAACAUCAUCUAAAGAAGUUGAGCAUAAUGAACCGCCCCUGAUUUGUCUGGAAGAACUGGAUGAUGCUGAAAUUUUUGACCCAUUACUGAUUAAACAACAGAAUAAGGUCUCAUCACUAGAGGAUUUCCAACUGUUGUCACAGGCUAAACCAAACCAAGUCUUUAUUCAAGAAUUAAAAAGCACACUAAAUUCUAAUAGAGGUGCUUGUUCUGUAACAGUCCCCAUAACAGUACAGAGCAAUCCUGUUUAUAGUCAGUGUUUUGUACAACCAAGAAUUGUUAGCCAACCUCAAGUUCUUCCUCCCCUAAGUUAUCAUGGAUAUCCCAUUCCAGAACGUUUCAAUCCUUUUGUCCAACCUUUUCCCACCCCACCUCCUCCUAGUUACAAUAUUCAUCCACCUGUCUCGGUACCAGGAGAAACUGUAACAUCAACAACCUCUGGCUGGUCCAGACAUGUUGAUAUACCAUCAGAUACUAUGUCAAACACGGAUGCUUUGAAGAAUUUGGCAGUCUUUCACCUUCCAGCAUUGUCGGGAGAUUACUCCACCACAACCUCAUCAAUGUCUCAAUCAGGAGAACUGUUUGCUGACCUUGUAAAUUGGCCUGGUCCAGGUUUACCUUUAAAUACUGACUAUAAAACUUCCAAUGUAACUUCCACAAACUCAGAGGUAUCUUUGAGCUCCACUUCUACAACUUCCAGUGCCAAAUUUAGAUGGCAGAGAUUUGACUGAAUGAUUCUUUUGACCAUUGUUUCUGUGAUUUAGUUGUAUUUAAAAGAAUUUAUUUGGUCCCAUUAUUGGAAUUUCAGGGGUUAUAAUAACAUGAAAUAUAUAUAUAUAUAUAUAUAUAUUGUAAAAAGAUAUGCUUUUAAGAGUGAAAAUCAGCAAUGAAUAUCAGAAUAUUUCAAAUCAAGUGAACAGUUUGAUAAAGUUACUUCUAAGUAUGUUUUAUCAGGUUCAGAAACUCAAAGCAGUUGCCAGAAAUGUAGAAUAAACAUCCUCUAACAUAGCUUCAUUAUAUACACAUGCCAACAGAUUUUAUGUUCCUAUGUUUCACAGGUCAUAAGUUUCCUUUGUGUUCCUUUCAUUUAUUGUUGAUACAGAAAAGGGUGUAAAUUAAUAAACUUACAAAAUUCUCCACAGUAACAUUUAGAAUUCUUAGGCUAUUUAUACUCAUUGAUAUUCAAGAGUUUUGUUUUUAUGGUUUGUAUGAUGACUGGAGAAAGAUUGAUUAGAAUAGUCUCUUUCUUUCUCGUAUGUGUGAAAAAUGAUUUAGAUAACGAAAUGUAUUAGUCUAACGAGCUAAAAGACAAGAAAGUU
Limulus polyphemus (Atlantic horseshoe crab) is the source of this 3353-nucleotide messenger RNA. RefSeq names its product DENN domain-containing protein 1A-like. Bases 162 to 2765 code for a protein of 867 amino acids. Gene Ontology annotation, biological process: endocytic recycling; endocytosis. Gene Ontology annotation, molecular function: phosphatidylinositol phosphate binding; guanyl-nucleotide exchange factor activity. The record is from RefSeq and is a predicted model, not a curated record. The transcript is spliced from 18 exons. Gene Ontology annotation, cellular component: intracellular membrane-bounded organelle; cytosol. NCBI's taxonomy places the organism in Eukaryota, Metazoa, Arthropoda, Merostomata, Xiphosura, Limulidae.